Messenger RNA from Alosa sapidissima (American shad), 4178 nucleotides. It is a transcript of the gene ncoa7b, whose product is annotated as nuclear receptor coactivator 7. Gene Ontology annotation, biological process: regulation of transcription by RNA polymerase II; response to oxidative stress. NCBI's taxonomy places the organism in Eukaryota, Metazoa, Chordata, Actinopteri, Clupeiformes, Clupeidae. Gene Ontology annotation, cellular component: nucleus. The record is from RefSeq and is a predicted model, not a curated record.
CAUUUAAACACGAUUCUAUAGCUUCACACGAACGUACAAUAACAAUACGCAGUUGAAAGAAACACAGCUGAUCUUAACACACAAUAUGUUAACGUUACAGAAUCUGCAUUCAUGUGAUCUCGGCUUCUCGGUAUUCGUUGGUUGUAAACCUUUCUUUAUUCAGACUAUGCUGAUUACUGUUUUGUGAAGAAUAACGUCAACUUUAAUGAUACAAUAACAUUGUAAGAUAUCGAUACGGGACUUCUAUGUUGUGAAGAAAGCAGCGAGUCCAGCCGGUGUGAACACCCAGAUCCCGUCAUCCAACCAUCCCUUCAGCCAUGGACAAGAAGGAGAAGAGGCCAGGCUACUUCGCCAGGCUGAAGAAGAGGCGGCAGCUCAAGCAGAACCAAUCAGAGAGCUCUGUGAACGAGCAGGACCAAUCAGACGCUGGCCAGAGGGUGCCAAUCAUCGGUGAGCAGCAGGAGAAGGGCCAGAAGGAGGAGCAUGAGAAGAAGAAGGAACUGAAUGGAGACACACACACAGAUAAUGGCAGCAACCCCAUAAGUCAUGUGAAGAAGGAGAAGCAGAGACCGCCUGGCACGGUGGAGUAUACUGUGUGCCCUAGUGACACUCUGAAUGGCAUCUCUCUGAAGUUCAACAUCACCCCCAAUGAGUUGGUGCAACUCAACCGCCUCUUCUCACGCAGCGUGGUCCCAGGACAGAAGCUAUUUGUCCCAGAUGUUGGCCAGUCAGACUCUGGUUGCCAGGAGACCGGAUCAGACCCAGAGUCCAGCGUUGCGCCCGGAAAACCCUCUCAGGAUGGCGUGUUGAGUGGACAGGCGGGUCUGUCGCUCCGGAGAGAACUGUCUCCACCCUCCGAAGAUGAGAGCCCAGCAACAGUCAAGUUCAUUAAGAUGAGCUGCAAGUACUUCACUGACGGAAUGGGUGUGGUGGGCGGGGUGAUGAUUGUGACACCCAACAACAUCAUGUUCGACCCGCACAAGUCGGACCCGCUGGUGAUCGAACACGGCUGCGAGGAGUACGGCCUCAUAUGCCCCAUGGACGAGGUCAUCUCUGUGGCGCUGUACGAUGACGUCUCACGCAUGAAGAUCAAGGACGCGCUGCCCUCCGACCUACCGCACGAUCUCUGUCCCCUGUACAGGCCGGGCGAGUGGGAAGAGCUUCCGUCGGAGCGAGAUCUCAACCCCUUCAGCCGCUACGAGGAGCUGGAGCGCCAGCGCGCCACGGACACGCCCCCCCCGCUCGACCAGUCGCCCUCCGACGAGGGCUUCACCGAGCUCCAGCCACUAGGGGGCAGUGCUGAGGAGGAGGAGGGGGACGAAGGGCUGUCCACACGCUCCCCUGGAGAGAUCACCGAGGUUACCACGGAGACGGAGGCUGUGGGAGACGCCGCCAGCAGCAGGAAACGGAGUGAGGCGUCAGUGGUGGGCGGAGCCACGGAGCUUGCAGCCGAAGCAGGGGACCAGAGGGGGAACCAGGGGCAUUGUGGGAGAUGUAGUUCGCCAGAGGAGGAGGGGCUGGAUGAGGACCAGGGGCAUUGUGGGAGAUGUAGUUCCCCACAGGAGGAGGGGCUGGCUGAGGACCAGGGGCAUUAUGGGAGAUGUAGUUCCCUACUGGAGGAGGGGCUGGCUGAGGACCAGGGGCAUUAUGGGAGAUGUAGUUCCCUACUGGAGGAGGAGCUGACGGAGGAGGAGAGGAGGCGGCGGAGCCACAAGGCCGAGGUGAAGUCGUGGCUGCUGCAGAGGAUGCAAGGACCAAUAGAAAACAUGCUGCUGUCUACGGAGGAGAAGAGCAAAGCUCCGCCCAUGUUCCUCUGCUUCAAAGUGGGCAAACCAAUGAGGAAGUCUUUUGCUGUUGCCCAGACAACUAGCCCCUCCCACUCCUCCAGCGGGCGAGUCAAGCUGUUAGAGUAUUGGUUUGCCGUCCCUCAAGAAAGGGUGGACGACCUGUACUCGUUCUUUGUGCAGUGGUCCCCGGAGGCCUAUGGGAAAGACGCUCGGGAGCAGGGCUUCAUCGUAGUGGAGAAGGACGAACUCAACAUGAUUGACAACUUCUUCAGCGAGGUCCCACGCAGCUGGGAGAUCAUCACCAUCAACGAGGCCAAACGCCGUCAGAGCUUUGGGAGCUUUGAGGAGGCGGAGCCUAUAGACCUGCUACCCUGCCUGAGCGACCCUAGUACUCUGCUGGACGACACACACAUUCAGAAGCUGGCUGCCCGCUUGCCUGCGCGUGUGCAGGGGUAUCCAUGGCGACUGGCGUACAGCACGGGAGUGCACGGCACCAGCCUGAAGACGCUCUACCGCAGCCUGGCCAGGCUGGACUGCCCCGUGCUACUGGUCAUCAAGGACAUGGACAACCAGGUGUUUGGUGCGUUCUCUACACACCCGUUCAGAGUGAGUGAACACUGCUACGGCACUGGAGAGACGUUCCUCUACAGCUUCAGCCCCGAGAUCAAGGUUUAUCAUUGGACAGGUGAGAACUCCUACUUUGUGAAAGGGAACAUCGACUCUUUGCAGCUGGGGGGUGGAGGGGGUCAUCUGGGCCUGUGGUUGGAUGCUGACCUGUACCACGGCACCACCUCCUCCUGCUCCACCUUCCACAACCAGCCGCUCAGCACCCAGCAGGACUUUACCAUCCACAGCCUAGAGGUCUGGGCCUUCGAGUGACCACACACACACACACACACACACACACACACACACACACUCUCUCGCUCACUCUCACACACACACACACACACACAGACUGCUGGAGCACCUGCAUGGCUUCUGGGAUAAAUAACUCACACACGCUACUGCAACAAGCAACAGCUCCACGGCAACAACUCCACUCAACCUGCAGGAUGAACCCCCCCCCCCCCCCUCUAUCACUGUGACUGUUCAACCAGACACACACACACACACACACACAGACACAGACACACAGCUGGAGUUGAGCGGGAUGGUAGAUUGUUAGUGCUGCUGUUGGAGUUUUCCAUUUCAGAUGGUUGGAAUCGGCACCAUUAUCUAACACACACACACACUGAGAAUCAGCACCAUUAUCUAACACACACACACACACACACACACACACUGAGAAUCAGCACCACUACCUAACACACACACACACACACACACUCACACACACUGAGUCUGAGUCAGAUCUUGUGCGUGCGUGUGUGUGGAUCCUGGGCAUGCAGAGACCCACUGGCUGAGUUGACGUGUGUUGUCCUGCAAACACACUCUGAUUGGCUGGGAAGGAAAGGGAAAUGACACGCUGUGUGUCGACCAGAAUGUUUGUUUGUUUGUUUGUUUGUUUGUUUGUUUUGUUUGUUGUUUAGUUAAGUCUCCACACUACCACAACACUAAACUGUAUGUGCUACUAUAUGUAUGUUGCUGUAUUGUUUUUAUAUGCAAAGUUUGAAUAUUUUUUUAAAUGAAUGUCCAUUUUGAGAAUGUAAAUCUUUUAUAUUUGUGUAUGUUAAGUUGAUGUUUUUAAAUUGCGUGUGUGAGAAGGUGGAAGAUUCAGUAUUAAUAUCUGAUAGAACAGGGAAGAUGCUUUGGGCACGGCUCCUACACUCACACACGUACAUACACACACAUACACACACACACACACACAUACACACACACACACACACCCCAGGCAGACUAGCCAAUCGCUACCCAGGAGGCGCUUGGUGUCGCGCUUUCUCACACUCCUGAAGGGGGUUCCCCAGAGACUGGAACGUUCUCCAGCGGUUCCCCAGAGACUGGAACGUUAACGGGGUAGUUAACAGUGUUGGUGUGGGGCAGUUCUUACCUCUGAGGGCAUUUGACACUUGGUUACUGAAGGGUAGUCCUUACCCCAGGGGUAUCUGGGCUGUGAGGGGUAUCUGCCUGCAUGUGUGUGUGCUCCAUCACGCCCCCUGGCACCUCUGUGCUUGCCUGCGUUCUACAUUCCGUCCAUGGUAGCGGCCGCCAUCACCUGAUCUGCUCUGCAGGGGAAGCUGCCCCGCAUGUGGGCCGGACGCGUGCCACGACUGGGCCAUAUCUUCUGGGUGUGUGGGCCGGACGCAUGCCACGACUGGGCCAGAUCUGCUGGGUGUGUGUGGCUAUCGGACGUCUCUUCUCAUCUGUGGUCUUUCUUGUGUAUGUAUCGUGCUGUCGCCAUGGUGAUGUGCUGUAUGAUCCCAAUAAAUGAAACAUUAUAAACCGCAA